AUGAAAAGGCCUCUGUCAACUACCAGCUGUCUAGCCAGCUUUCCUCUUUGGUUAUCUUGCUUAUUCCUUUUCCUUCUCAACCAGGUCAUUGCUCUCCAGCAUGGAUCGCACCACCACCAUAACCACUUACACCACCGUGCUAUUGUGAAUAGCACGACGGCGGACACUGCACGUUUGCCAUUAAACACGGCGCCGCCCCCUCAUACCGAUGCAGAGAAACUUGUUCGGAAAGCACUGGAUGCCCUUUCGGCCGUGAACAAGGCAAGAUUGGAGAAUCCUCGCUUGAACAAAUAUGAGUUUCGACGAGCCAACCGCCAGCCCCCGAAGCCCCCUUCGAUACUUGAGUUUGCUGAUGUGGUGCCGAAAAGUCCCUCACCUGCAAUGCCAACCUCGAUUCUUGCUGCCACAGCAGGGAGUACCGCAGCCAGAGUCCAUGAAUAUUCAAUUCCCCCCGAGCUCGUCGAAGCUGCUCGGGUUCUUGCCGAGGCUAGCCCUCCAGAGAGGCUGGUAGGGAAUCAUAGUCUUGUUGCUGCGCAGGUUCAAGCCAAAUAUAGGCUGAAAACAAACGAUACGAACACCCCUCCCCAAUCUUACGUUCGUCCGAACGGGUUGGAAGGGUACAUCGUUUCUGGCGACAACUUACAACAAGUUAUUACCACCGAAAGCAACUCGACCGCUAUCCUAGAGAAACGGGCAACCCCACAGUUUUGGAUGGCAAGCAUGCAGCAGCGAGGGUCCAGCCCGUUCGCACCCGCUGGAUACAAGGUUUGGAGAAAUGUCAAGGAAUAUGGAGCCAAAGGUGAUGGCGUGACGGACGACACCACUGCUAUUAAUAGUGCAAUCUCAGAUGGAAAUCGAUGUGGUGAUAAUUGCGGCUCCAGUACGAUAUAUCCAGCCAUUGUUUAUUUCCCUGCUGGGACGUACUUGGUUAGCUCUUCGAUUAUCCAAUACUACAAUACACAAUUCCUUGGUGAUCCAUAUGAUUAUCCUACAAUCUUGGCAGCUUCAAGCUUUGUUGGGCUGGGAGUGUUUUCCUCUAAUGUUUACCACGAGGGAGGGAGCGGAAGCGAAUGGUACCUUAACACAAAUAAUUUCCUUCGGAGCAUCAAGAACUUUAAAAUGGACAUUAGGCGAACCAAUCCAGACGCAUACGGAAUUUUUAUGGAGAAUGGAAGCGGCGGAUUUCUCUCGAAUCUCACCUUCGUCGGUGGAAACUUCGGGGCUUAUUUUGGGAAUCAACAAUUCACUACUUCCCAUCUGAUUUUCGUUAACUGCAAGACUGCUUUGCAGGUUCACUGGGAUUGGGCAUGGACUAUGCAGGACAUCAUCAUCGAAUCCUGUGGAAGUGGUCUAGUUGUUACUGGUGGGGCUGGUGGCACAGGAAGCACUGGGCAGUCUGUGGGUUCCCUACUUUUAGUAGACUCUAUCAUCGCAAAUACUCCCGUGGGGAUCAGCACUUCACUACAUGGGAGGAAUUCAACAUCGUUGCUUGUUCAGAACACUGGCUUUUUCAAUGUUCCAAAAGCAAUUACCGAAGCUGAAAGUGGAGACAUUUUGUUGCCUGGUGGCAACGAGGUUAUGGUUGAUUCUUGGGGGGCAUUUGGAGCAAAAGGCGAUGGAGAGACAGAUGAUACUGCUGUGCUCAAUGGCAUUUUAUCCCGGGCAGCGAAUAUGUCUUCCGUCGUUUUUUUCCCAUUUGGUGUUUAUGUUAUUAAAAACACAUUGCAAGUGCCAGUGGGAUCGAGAAUUGUUGGCCAGGCAUGGUCACAAAUUAUGGCUACUGGCCCCAAAUUCGCCGAUGAUCUGAAUCCAAAGGUCGCCGUCCAGGUUGGCAAGGCUGGGGAUACUGGCAUUAUUGAGAUCCAAGACAUGAUGUUUACAGUAUCUGGCCCAACCGCCGGGGCUAUAUUGAUGGAGUGGAAUGUUCGGGAAAGCAGUCCGGGCUCUGCGGGAAUGUGGGACGCACAUUUUCGGGUUGGUGGUGCGAUCGGCUCUAAGCUUCAACGGACGGAAUGCCCAAAGCUCACUGGGACGGUCAAUAAUGCGUGCAAAGCUGCUUCUAUGCUUUUACAUCUGACCCCGCGGUCCUCGGCCUAUCUUGAAAACUUGUGGGCUUGGGUUGCCGACCACGACCUUGACGUGGUUACCCAGGAUCAAAUAGAUAUUUAUGCGGCGCGUGGAAUUCUCAUUGAAAGUCAAGGGCCAACCUGGUUGUAUGGCACAUCCUCCGAACACAAUGUGCUAUAUCAAUAUCAAGUUUCAGGCGCGAAAGAUCUGCUUUUGAGCAUGAUCCAAACUGAAUCGCCAUAUUUCCAACCAGUGCCAACAGCACCAAAGCCGUUUAGAACUGGUCUUUUUCCAAAUGAUCCCAGCUUCAAGAAUUGUCCCGCUAACUCAACAACAUGCGCCUCUUCGUGGGCACUCCGUGUGCUUGACAGUACCUCGACAUACAUCCUGGGCGCUGGACUCUAUAGCUGGUUCUCGAACUACAACCAAGACUGCGUGAAAACAGACAACUGUCAAGAUCGCGGUGUUGAGAUUGAAGAAAGCACUGACAUCUGGUUCUUCAACCUUGUGACAAAAGCUAUUGUUGAGAUGGUCACCCCAAAAGGGACUCGACCUACUUACGCCGCCGAAAAUAAGAAUGGAUAUACGUCCUCCCUAUUGGCGUGGGUGAGGGACAAGGAAACGACAAUAGGCGAGAGGAUGUUCCCGGGGUUUCACCUAUACGAGAAUACCACGCUCUCGGAUAUCACUCAAAGCUGUAGGACAGCAGUCACACAGCGCAUCGACUGUCAUCCCCUAUACGAAACAUGGAUAUUACCAAGCUACCAUGGGACUCUCCCUAGCCAGGAAAUCACCGAUUCCCUAUGUGAUGAAGGUUGUAAAAGUAGCUUGAAGGACUGGUUCGACGCGGUGUCAAUAGCAUGUGCUGGCCAAAAUAUCACUGGGGCACUCCCAACAAUUUUGGGAGGAUAUCUCUAUCAGGGAUACAACGAAACCUGUCUCAAAGAUCCCGCCACUGGCAGCUACUGCAAUGAUGUUAUUGAUGGAUUUACGGUUGUGCCUAACGUCAAUGAAAUGCCCCAAAGCGAGUUAUGUUCGUACUGCUACACCAAGAGACUUGAGAUCAUGCAAUCCAGCUCAUAUUCGGUAUAUAAUGAGGAUUACAAGCAUGCAAUUGAAGUUAUCAAUAGCAAAUGUGGCCUGUCUCUCGCCACCGAAUUACCCCCUUCGCCCGUGAUAAAGCCGCCGCCCCCACCACCAAUAUGCGUCUCUGACAUGAAAUACACCAUCCAGGACGGAGAUACGUGUGAUUCUAUUGCGCUGGCACAAAGCGUUUCGUCCGCCGCACUAUUCUCUGGGAAUUCUGAAAUUAUCCAUAAUUGCUCCAGGUUACCAGUUGGGUCGGAAUUAUGUCUUCCACUCACCUGCGAGAAGGUUUACACCCUUCAGAGUACCGAUAAUUGUACCUCCAUCGAAAUAGCCACAGGAACAAAAGUAGGGGGUCUCCGUGCUUACAACAACUGGAUAAACAUGGCGUGCACGAAUCUACAUUUCGCAAGCCAGGUACAUGGCCAUAUUCUAUGCCUAGCUCCUCAAGCCGGAACCUAUACCCCUACAGGUGUGGGACCCGGCACCACACCCAAUCCCAUACCUGCACCGGGAUAUACGAGGAGGACUGUAGCUCCUCCCGUCAACGCCACAGUUGCUGCCGGCACCACGAUGGAAUGCGGUAAAUGGUAUACCAUCGUCGAGGGGGACACCUGUGCGGCGGUAUGCACUGCUCAGCUUAUUCCCGCGCAUCUGUUCUGGGAGGUCAAUCCUUCUCUGUCAACCACCGCGUGUGAUCCCAGCCUUAUGGUUGGCACAACAUACUGCGUGGGCCCAGUAUACAACUGGGACCAUACCACUACGCCAGUACCAACACCCACUCCCCUUACGACAGUAGCUCCGGGCGAAUAG
Molecule: messenger RNA, 3966 nt
Organism: Uncinocarpus reesii 1704
Lineage: Eukaryota; Fungi; Ascomycota; Eurotiomycetes; Onygenales; Onygenaceae
Exons: 12
Coding region: 1-3966 (1321 amino acids)
Source: RefSeq, a predicted model, not a curated record